AUGAUUGUUUCUACACGAUCGAUUUACCAGUGGCCGUGGAUAGCGUGUGGACGGACAGUACGGCGGCCGGGCGUGGCGCGUCAAACUUUGAGCAGCGGCGUCAAGUGCCAAUCGCGCGCGAAACCGAAGCGCGGUGUAUUUGCGUCGCGCACCUGUCCCCGCACAAAUCAAGCGCGCCGAUGCCGCGAUGCAUCAUCGGCCGGCGGCAUCGCCGAUUCGGAACUCAAAGCGGCCGACCAUCUUAUAGACAGGGCGACAGUUAUUGAUGGUAACGGGGCAGCUGUCUUGGCAGCGGGCAUAAGUCACGAGGGCACAGCGAUACAUAGUUCCCGCAUCAUUGAUCCCGCCGUAUUUUUAGGCUUUAUGCGACCAAUAAAUUUAGUUGCAGGCAGCGAUGGCCCGGCUGGUUUCGGCCGCGAACCGCGAUUGUCGGUGUGGAUUCGAAUCCCAAUAUUUGCAGAUUUGACGAUA
This is a messenger RNA of Iphiclides podalirius (scarce swallowtail), 471 nucleotides long. NCBI's taxonomy places the organism in Eukaryota, Metazoa, Arthropoda, Insecta, Lepidoptera, Papilionidae. The record is from the annotation of a GenBank genome assembly.